Molecule: messenger RNA, 702 nt
Organism: Trichoderma citrinoviride
Lineage: Eukaryota; Fungi; Ascomycota; Sordariomycetes; Hypocreales; Hypocreaceae
Exons: 2
Coding region: 1-702 (233 amino acids)
Source: RefSeq, a predicted model, not a curated record
AUGGCUCGCGCACUCGCUCUUCUCGCCUUUUCCAGCGCCGUCCUGGCUGCUCAAUCCACCACCGUCAAGCUCCUGCUGCCCUUUGCCGAUCCCCAGCCUCUCGUCGCCUCCGUCAUCGCCGCCGACAGCACGGCCACGACCUAUGCCGUAGGAUGCCCGCCAGGAACCGAUACUGAGGACUGCGGCUUUGCAGAGAGCCAGACCGUCACUCAGGGCCCGACCACUUAUGGCUUCACCAUGUCCUACUCUGGAGAUGACGGCUUUUACACCGAGGCUGCCCAGUGCAAGCUCUCCAGCGCGGUCGACGUCGCCUCCUGCAGCGCCUCCGUCACCCAAGACGACGGCAACGGUAACACCAUGGCCACUGCCAGCGUCGGCACCGUCACCUUUUUGGACCUGCAGUACCCCGUUACCGUCACCGCCGGUCUCGACAAGCUCCAAGCCGCUCCCAAGGCCACGCCCACCGAUGCUUCCGCUCCCACCGGCACCGGCUCAUCCGCGGCUUCUCAGACGUCUGCUUCUUCCGGAGCUGCGUCUACGACCCUGGCCAGGCAGACGACCACCACCGGCACUCAGACCGGCACUCAAACCGUCUCAUCGACUGCUGGGCCCACGACCACCAACGCUGCCGGUAUUCUGAACGCUCGCAACGGUCUGUUGGCCGGUGUUGCUGCCAUCAUCGGUAGCGCUAUGAUGCUGUAA